Lingula anatina is the source of this 3472-nucleotide messenger RNA. Its product is annotated as DNA-binding protein SMUBP-2. The record is from RefSeq and is a predicted model, not a curated record. NCBI's taxonomy places the organism in Eukaryota, Metazoa, Brachiopoda, Lingulata, Lingulida, Lingulidae. Gene Ontology annotation, cellular component: cytoplasm; nucleus. Gene Ontology annotation, molecular function: RNA binding; ATP binding; DNA binding.
AUUUUUGCAAUUGUAAUUGCUGUUGAGUUGUUUUACUUGCUAACAAUCAACCGUGUACGCGCGUAAUGCCUUAUAAAAAUGUCUGCCUCCAUAAGAACCUGAACCUGCAAACUUAUUCUGUUCUCUUAAAUUAAAUACUAUCGCCGGGGGGAGUUUUAGGAUCAGAAGGAUCCUGAAAUGGAGCAAAUGUCUGUAGAGGAUUUUGUCUGCAAAUGUUCAGAGCUGUUAGAAGAAGAAAGGGGAGCUGAAAUUGAAGAAACGAGAGUUCUACAAGAGAAUGUGUCACCCAAAGAACUCCAGAGGCGUGGCGUGUGCCUCCUCAAGCUGCGCGUGCAGAGCAGGCACACAGGGAUGUAUGGGCGAAGCAUGCUCACAAUGCAACCAUUUUGGCCUGGAAGUGAACUUCCAUCACACAACCUCAGUCCAGGUGACAUAGUAGGUAUCAGUCCAUCAUCUGGUGACCCCCGGGUAGAUCAGAUAGCAUCCGGCAUAGUGUCCAAGGUGGGGCAGAGCUCCAUCAGUGUGGCCUUUGAGGAGAGUUUUGACAGUCUGCAGGUUGAGGAUGAUACACAGUACAAGCUGAUCAAAUUAGCCAAUGAUGUCACUUACAGGAGGCUCAAAAAAGCCCUAGAACAACUGAAUAAUUACAGGACAGGUGUAAGUUCACAACUGAUAAACAUACUGUUUGGAAGUGCUGAUGUCAGCAUACCUUACACUGGCACAUCUGGAGGUGGAGUAAAAGAUCUUGCCUUUAUCAACCCUCACCUAGAUGAGUCCCAGCAAGCUGCUGUGGAGUUUGCAUUAAAUCAGAGAGAGGUGGCAGUGAUACAUGGACCCCCAGGGACAGGAAAGACCACCACAGUUGUAGAGAUCAUACUACAGGCUGUCAGGCAGGGGAUGAAGAUUUUAGCAUGUGCUCCUUCCAACAUUGCUGUGGAUAAUCUUGUUGAGAGGAUAGGUGGUGCUAGUAAGGCUAAAGCAGUUCGUCUUGGCCACCCAGCAAGAAUAUUACCAGGUAUUCAGAAAUAUGCUCUGGAUGCCAUCUUGGCUACAAGUGAGGAAACCAAGUUGGUAGAAGAUGUCAGGAAAGAUCUCGAUAUAACAUUGACCAAAAUGAGGCGAACUCGCAACAAGGGGGAGCGACAGUCAAUGAGAGAGGAGAUGAAGUAUCUGAGGAAGGAGCUUCACCAGAGGGAGACUGCUGCUGUGCGAGAGAUCCUAAAGAGAGCAGAUGUUGUGCUGGGGACCCUGACCAGUGCCACCGAGGAUGGACCCCUGAAACAUUUAGAUGACCAACACUUCGACCUAGUUGUCAUUGAUGAGUGUUCUCAGUCCCUAGAAGCUGCCUGCUGGAUAGCUCUUCUGAAGGGACCGAGGUGUAUCCUGGCUGGCGACCACCAACAACUGCCUCCCACCAUUAUUUCACACAAGGCUGCCAAGGGAGGUCUAGAGGUCACUCUAAUGGAGAGAGUCCUGAAGCUUCAUGGAGACAAAGUGAUGAGAAUGCUGACAAUGCAGUACAGGAUGCAUGAGCUGAUCAUGAACUGGUCAUCAGAACAGCUGUACCAUGGGAAACUGGUGGCUCACGAGUCUGUGGCCAAACACCUGUUGAAAGAUUUGCCAGGGAUAGAGACCAAUGAGAACACCACUUUACCAUUGCUGCUGAUUGACACAGCAGGAUGUGAACUCCUGGAGCUAGAGACCUCAGAUGAAGUUUCCAAGGGAAAUGAAGGUGAAGCUGGCUUGGUAACUGCCCAUGUGGAAUCUCUGAUAGCCAGUGGACUGUCAGCAGAGGACAUAGCAGUGAUAGCCCCUUACAAUCUACAGGUUGAUCUUCUCCGUCUUCGUCUGUCUGCCAAAUAUCCUAAGUUAGAAGUCAAGUCGGUGGAUGGGUUCCAGGGCAGAGAGAAGGAAGCUGUGGUCAUUUCAUUGGUCAGAUCUAACAGCAAAGGUGAAGUUGGAUUUCUAGCUGAAGACAGAAGAAUAAAUGUAGCUAUAACUAGAGCCCGGCGCCAUCUAGCAGUGAUAUGUGACAGUGAGACAGUCAGUCACCAUGCUUUCCUCAAGUCCCUGGUGGACUACUUUAACAAACAUGGAGAGGUUAGAAGCGCACAUCAGUACCAGAAUGAGCUGGACCUGUCUAGUCACUAUGAACUUCCAGAACACAUUCAAUCAUCCAUGACAAAAGCAAGCUCUGGAAACACAUGUAAGGAACAGAAAGAAAACAGUGGUGCAAGACCGAAAGCAAAUCAGGCAAAGAAAAAGAAGGAAAACAAAAGACCAGGGACUGCCUCAGAGACUGCUGGAGCAAGACCUCAUCUGAGUGAAAUCAAACAACCUACAGAUGAAGACAAAGAAGAGUUGUUGACUAGCAUAGAGACAGAAAUCAUGGACUUCAUGGCUGACCAGAACAGGACAGAGCACAGUUUUCCAUCCUCAUUGUCUUCAAGGGGAAGAUUUGUUGUGCAUGAGAUAGCAGAGAGAUUGGGUAUCACCCACAUCAGUCAGGGAGAAGGUCAGUCAAGGCACAUCAUGAUUAGCAAACAACCACCUGCUGUCUCAACAGAAACACAAAGAAGUGACAGUGCCCCAAGUAAUGUGCAAAGAGAGAAGGACAACAAUGGUGUAGGAACCCGUGGUCAAAAUAAAAAAGAGAAGAGAAACGAGGAAUUCUGUAACAAUCAUCAAAGUCUCUCUUUGUGCUCUGGACCAGAUGAAGCAAUACUACAGCAAGAACAGCUAGCAGUGAUAACAUGUGAAAGGUGCUUGAAAAAAAUACCUAGUCAAAACUAUGAGCUUCAUUCUCUUAGGUGCAGUGGAAGCAACAAUGCAACAAAACCAGAACCUCAGAAAGAACAAAGCAAAACUAAAAAGAAAAACAAGAAACCAAAGAGUGCCAAAAAUGAAGCCUCCUCCAAGGAGGCACAGGAGGAGGAUUUUGAUGCCCUUAUUGCAGAAGCCAUGACACUGAAUGGUGUGUGCAAUUUCCAUAGAUGUAAAACAAAUGUGUUGACUUUGGGUCAGAAUUGUGAAUUUUGUGCCAAACGCUUUUGCCUUGCCCAUCAUAUCCCAGAGGUACAUGGUUGUGGUGAUGCAGCAAAAUCACGAGCAAGGAUGUUGAUAUCGAAGGAAGGUGUUAUUUAUAGAGGAGGUGGAGUUCCAAACAAAAAACCAGACCCAGCAAAAAGGGCACAUCUUCAAAGAAAGCUUGAUAGCAAACUUCAUGAAUUUGAAGAAAAGAGACAAACUAAAAAGAAAGAUAAAGGAAAGUGAGGUCUUUGUGGAUGAUAUUAAAUGCAUUGUUAUUUUGAAGCAAAGUUUCAUUUUCGGUUUGCUUCCUUAUUUUAAAUCAUUAAGAAAUUUUUGAGUCAAAAAUAUUUAUGUAACGACCAAUAACAUUUAAUCCUUGCAUAAACUGUCUUUAUCCCCAGGUAUUAGAUUAAGUUAUUAAACUUUCUCACUUAAUCUAUUU